UUGUUAGACUGUAUAACUUACUCGUUAAGACCGCGCAAUUUGAAGAACUUUUUUCUAUUUAUUUUGUUUUGAAUUUCACUCAUUAAACUAUUUCGCUGAAUCAGACUUCGUCAAGAAAGAUUACUGAUGAUUUCCACUACUAUGAAAAACACGUUUCUGAUUAUUGUCUUAACGAAAUACUGAAUAAUAUGGCGUCUCCUUUUUUCAUGGUAAAUGUCAUGCCUUCUCCUAUCUUUUUCUUCUUUGUAAAAAAUAUGUAUUUUUAAUAUUGUUUAACAGUACAACUUGUUUUAUUUCAUCAUUCAGAUGAUAAUCAAAUGAGUGAGGAGAUUGUUCGUCGAAUUCCUCUUAUUAUCGAUCAACAAGAACAAUUCGACGUUCAUAAACAACCAUUGAAAAAUAAUGCCCAAGAUAAAUUGUCAUAUAAGAUUUAUGAGAAAAAACGUUUGCAAAACAAUUUGGCUAUAAAACGUUGGCGCGAUAAACGUCGUCAAACAGAAUUGAAAAUAAAUGAAAAAUUCACACAAUUAUUAGGUAAAAAUGAAGAGUUAAAAUCGAAGUAUUCGGAAAAAUUAAAAGAAUAUGAAAUGCUAAAAAAUGUAUUUCGUGAAUUAAAUGUACACUUCCCAACACAUAUUUUAUCGCAUAUGAAAUAUAUCGAUGACACUAUUGAUAUAGAGACAAAGAUACUCGAAGGAGAAUGA
Didymodactylos carnosus is the source of this 704-nucleotide messenger RNA. Lineage: Eukaryota; Metazoa; Rotifera; Eurotatoria; Philodinida; Philodinidae. The record is from the annotation of a GenBank genome assembly.